This is a messenger RNA of Brachypodium distachyon (stiff brome), 1709 nucleotides long. RefSeq lists its product as uncharacterized. The record is from RefSeq and is a predicted model, not a curated record. Bases 900 to 1556 code for a protein of 218 amino acids. NCBI's taxonomy places the organism in Eukaryota, Viridiplantae, Streptophyta, Magnoliopsida, Poales, Poaceae. The transcript is spliced from 3 exons.
ACAGUUCGCUGCCGGCCAUUUCCCCAGCAGUACUCCAAAGUCCAAACCCCUCCAUUUCCUGCACCCCAGCCACCGGAAACUCGCAAAAUCCGUCUCUCUCUGCCUCCAUGGAGGACGACGGCGGCGCCGAGGACCGCCUGAGCGCGCUCCCGGACGACGUGCUCAUAGACAUCCUCGUCAAGCUCGAGGACGCCGCGGCCGCCGCGCGGACCAGCAUCCUCGCGCCCCGCUGGCGCCGCCUCUGGGCGCUCCUCCCGGAGAUCCGCCUCUGCGUCAAGCACCACCGCAUAGCCCCCGCCCUCGCCGCGCACCAAGCUCUCUCCUUCCGCCGCCUCGUGGUCGCCACCGGAGACGACGCCUCCCCCGGAUCCCUCUCGGCCUGGCUCCCCGCCGCCUCUCCGGCUCCCUGGUCCUCGCGGUGGUCCGGCGGGAUCAGGCCGCCGCUGAAGAAGAAAGAGCCGGAGCCGCCGUAGAUCUGCCCUGCUUCGAGAAAGCCACCUCGAUCGCGCUCGAUCUCGGCUUCCUCGCCCUCGCCCUGCCGUCUUCUUCUUCUUCUGGAGUAUUCGCGCGGCUCAAACACCUCCAUCUGGCCGGCAUCCAGCUGCGCCAUGGCAGCGACGGCAGUCAGUCCAAGCUCGGCCACGCCGUCUCCUCCGAGAAAUGCCCGUCCUUGCAGAGCCUCCACGUUCAAGCCGUCCGGAGCCUGGAGGACGACUUCGCGAUCCACUCGGAAUCUCUGCUGCUCAUAGAGCUCUGGGGACUCCAUGACUUGCAGCGGCUCACCGUCGUGGCACCGGCGCUUCAACGGUUGAGAGUGGAGACUUUGCUUCGACGAUGCUCCGAAUCCGUGUGAGCCGGUUGUGAAUGUCUCGGCGCCUCUGCUCGUGUUGCUCGAUUGGAUGGUUGGGUAUGAUCCAAGCUCUGUGGAGCUGGGCGAGUUGGCGCAUCUCCAUUGGCUCGGCAUUGAACUUUCUGUUCUGGAUGAAGAGGACGUAGAGGCUUUUGCAAACAAUCACCAUCGCAUGAAGCAUUUGCAGCGCUACGAGCGCGUCCUCGACUCUCUUAAUAUCGUUCUUUCCUUUCCGCCGGAAAUUGGUACCAACCAAUAUUCGAUGGAAGACAUGCCAAGGCUCCCUAACGUUGUAUUCUUGGCGCUGGGUAUAAGUUCGUAUGGACAUUCCUUUGCAGCCAGCUCAUUUGAUGUUCUCAGCAGCUGCCCUGGUAUACAAAGGCUGGAUCUUGAUUUUCUUCCAGGAAGCCCACCAGAGGAACGAACUCCAUGCCCAUCAGGUUGCGUUUGUCAUCAUCCGCAAAACUGGAGCACCGAUGAACUUGUGCUGAAUUGCCUCGAAGAAGUGGAAAUCCAUGACUUGGGUGGAACUGAAUAUGAAGUUGAUCUUGUGAAAAAGCUAUUCGAUUGGGCAACGGUGCUAAAUCUGAUGAGAGUAUAUUUUGCGGAAUCAAUCACUGAAAGCAAGGCCGAAGAGCUGCGUCAGCUGUUACUAAGCUUAUCUAGGCCAGACAUAUGUAUGAAAGUUAGCAUGUUCGUUCCAUGAUACUACUGGUAACCACGGUUUGUCGCUCACGGCGGUUAUCAGUCCUGGCAUUUUUGUGAGGCUGAACUUCUGUUUGCUUUAGUGGAAAGGGACUCCUUGUGUUCGUAUUGGCUGGAUAGCUGUGAAUGUGAUUGUCCUUGUCUCUUUUACUUA